CACUGGUCCUGUGAACACCAUAGUUCCGUGAUGGUGAUGAUGAUGGUGAUGGUGAUGGUGAUGGUGGUGGUGAUGGUGGUGUCAUUGCUACUGUGGUGGUGAUGGUGGUGAUGGUGAUGGUGGUGGUGGUGGUGAACAUGUCAUCGCUACCUGUUUUGUUAUGGUGGUGAUGGUGGUGAUGGUGGUGAUGGUGGUGAAACUAUCUCACAAUUCCUGACUAGAUAAAUGAGAUAAGAGAGAGAAAGAGAGAGAGAGAGUGAGAAAGAGAGUUUUUAAAGUGAAAGAUAGUGAUGAUGGUGAUAAUGAUGAUGAUGAUGAUGAUGAUGAUGAUGAUGGUGGUGAUGGUGGUGGUAGUGAGGGAUUGACUGGAAUAAUAGUGAAGAAGUGAAGAAAGAAGAAAAAAGAAGAUAGUCAACAAAAUAAUAAGACUCGACACGUGGAAACAACUGGAUGAGGUAGACGGCGAGAGACGGCGAGGAAGAGCAGAGAGCGGAGAACGUUUUCAAGCCGGGCCGACUCAGUCUGUCACGAACCUUGGGAGAGAGAGGGUGUCGUGCGCUGCUCUCCUGACGCCCUCGCACGUUCCCCUCACCCCUCCCUUCAUCUAGCUCCACCACGUUCUCCUCGCUACUAGCACGCCCUUACAGCCAUGCGGUGGCUCACCCAUACCGUGGCCAUCGCCUUGGCCGCCUUCACUCUGUCCAUUAUUGUCUGUGAGACCUCAGCCAACGCGGUGUUUGAACUGAAACUAAAGCAUUUUGUGAACUCCUACGGGAGAGACAUCAAGGGACAUUGCUGCAGUGGGUACCGGGACACCCAAGGGCAGUGUAGUGGAGGGUGCAAUACAAAGUUUCGAGUGUGCCUGAAGGUGUAUCAAGAAAUUAUUGAUCCUAAUUCUCCGUGUACUUUUGGAGAAGCCAUAACACCAAUCCUGGGAGAAAAUGAUGUGGACUUUUCAAAUUUAGCGGAAGAUGACAGUGAAUUUGAUAACCCCGUGAGGUUCAUGCUUGCGUCCUGGCAGGGCACCUUCUCCCUCAUCAUUGAAGCUUGGCACGACGAUGGAACUAACGCAACCACUAAUUAUGCCGGGCCAGUUCUGAUCACGAGACUGAUGACGCAGCGCUCUCUGGACCUGGGCGAGAGCUGGAACGAGGACGACCACCGUACGGAUCACGCCUCCCUCAGCUACGAGUACAGGGUCGUGUGCCAGGAGCAUUACUACGGUGAGGGCUGCAGGAAGAGUUGCCGGCCCAGGGAUGACACCUUCGGCCACUACCUUUGCAACGCCACGGGAGACUUGGUGUGCAUGGAAGGCUGGAAGGGGAUCGAAGGAUACUGUGUUGACCCAAUCUGUCGUGAGGGUUGCAGCACCACAUCUGGUUACUGCCACAAGCCUGACGAGUGCAAGUGCCUGAGCGGGUGGCAGGGCCCCAACUGUGACCAGUGCAAGAAGUACCCCGGCUGCCUGCACGGGAGCUGCGACACGCCGUGGCAGUGUAACUGUGACGAGGGCUGGGGCGGCCUGUUCUGCAACCAGGACCUGCACUACUGCACCAACCACCGCCCCUGCAAGAACGGCGCCACCUGCUUCAACACGGCGCCCGGCUCCUACUCGUGCGAGUGUCCGCCGGGCUUCUCCGGCACCAACUGCGAGAUUAUCAAUGACACGUGCGCCACCACGCCCUGCAGGAACGGCGGCACGUGCCUCGACACGGGCGACGACAACUUCGUGUGCCAGUGUCCCUCAGGCUACACGGGCCAGUACUGCCAGAUCUCCGGCCAGUCCUGCGCGGACCGCCCCUGCCAGCACGGCGCCACCUGCACGGACACCAAUACAGGGUACCACUGCCUCUGUCGCGCUGGCUUCGAGGGAACCAACUGCGAGCGUGCCGUGAACGAGUGCGCCUCGGACCCCUGCCUGAACGGCGGCUCGUGCGUGGACGAGCACGACGGGUUCCAGUGUGUGUGUCCCGUGGGCUACACGGGGCCGCGCUGCCAAACGAACAUUGACGACUGCGCACACCGCCCCUGCCUCAACGGCGGCACCUGCGUGGACGCCGUGGACUCCUACGUGUGCCGCUGUGUGCCGGGCUUCGUGGGUAAGCUGUGCCAGACCAACGUGGACGACUGCCGCGCCGCGCCCUGCGCCAACGGCGGCGUGUGUCAGGACCGCGUCAACGACUUCCAGUGCCAGUGUAAGGCCGGCUGGGGCAGGCAGUGCACAGAGCGCGUGACCUCGCCCUGCGCCUCGGGCCCCUGCAAGAACGGCGGCUAUUGCCAGGAAGCGGCGGAUCUAGCAGCUGGCUACCGCUGCUCGUGCCCUCACGGCGUGGGCGGGCCGCAGUGCACCAUCGCCACGGUGGUGGCAGGCGACGUGGUGUCCAGGCCUGAUGCGGAGGCCAUGUCGGCGGGCCAGGUGGUGCUGGUGGUGGUGUUCAGCACCGCCGUGCCCGUGCUGGUGGUGGUGUCCGUGCUGGUCAUCGUGUGCAUGAAGCGGAAGCGCGUGCGUGACCGCGCGCGGCAGGACGAGGAGGCGCGGCGGCAGAACGAGCAGAACAUGGUACACAACGCGGUGAACGCCAUCAACAAUAAGUGUCUGGAGGACCACAUGAUCUUCAACUCCCUGGACUUCCCCAUCAAGAAGCCCCUCAACACCGCGCCGCCGCCCCCUGCUCCCCUGCACCACUCCCACCACCACCACCACCACCUGCACCACCACGACCACGACUACAAGAAGCCCGCGGAGAACGCGUACUCCGCGGUGCCCACGCGCAGCAGCAAGACGCUCAACACGGACGUGUCGCGCCUGUCGCUGGCUGACCGCCUCGAGAAGGACUUCGAGGCCCCGCCCAGCGCCCGCGGCACGCCCACCUCGGACUUCGGCGCCCCCUGCAAGGUGUUCCCGGAGCCCUUCCUGCCGCGCACCCACAGCCACAGUGAAGUCUACACGAAACGAGGCGGCAUUGGCGGCGGUGGUGGUGGUUGCAGUAGUAGUGGAGGUGGGGGUGGCGGGGGGAGCGGAGGCGUCGGAGGUGGGGGCGGCAAUGACAUCCACACCUCCACCAACACCCUUACCUCCACCUUUACCCCCUCCACGUGCACCACCCCCUCCAGUGUGUUUGUCAUAGAGGAAAAUGAUGAAAAUUACAUAGCCACGGAAGUUUAGUAUCAGAGCAGUGCCAAGUGUCGGGGGGAGAGUGCCAGUGAUACGGACGCUUCUUGAGGGCCUCUCCCCACCAACCCCGGACCCGCACCCCACCAAGCCACUCCCCUGUUGAAAUGUUUUGGGGAAUAUUUGGGGAUUGUGAUGUUUAAAGACGGUUCUCUGUCUGGUUCUGUAUCUCUUUCUCUCUCGUACAGUUAAACAGUUCAGUAUUAUAUCUCAACUCCUUCUUCUUCUUCUUCUUCUUCCGUGUCGCUCCCCGACCUCCCCCCACCCACCCAACCACCCCCACCAAUAUAUAUAUAUAUUAAAAAAAAAAAAAAAAACAUCAGAAGUGAUUCUCUUUCACUUCCUAUAAGUCCUAAAUGCAUCCAAAGAAAAUAAAUAAUUCUCUUUUUUUUUCUCUCUCUUCUUUUUGCAUAAUUUUUUAAGUAUUGUGAAUGUUUCUAUUUAUUUAUUGUUAGUUAUUUUUUCUACUUUUUUUCUAUAUACUAAGUGGUGAUCCCGCGAGUGACUGUGUGUAGGGGGCGAGGGAGAGAGGGAGAGGGGGAAGGGGGGCGAGGUGAGGCUGGAAAUGGGGCGGGCAGGCUGGCUGGAAGGAAGGAAGGAAGGAAGGAAGGAAGGAGGGAUCUGGAAACCACCUCUACUCUACCCCCCUCCUCCUCUGUCUCCUGUAUCCCCUCCCCCUCCUCUCUCUCCCUCGCCCUUAUUAUUUAGACAAGGCCACGUCGUGUGUGCGUGCGUGUGUGUGUUAGUAUGUGUGUGUGCGUGCGCGCAUACUCACAGUCGAUCUCACAAAGUUAAUUAAAAAAGCAGAGUUGCGUGUACGUGCAUGCGGGGGCGUGGGCGUGGGCGUGGGUGUGACAUGGGCGUGGCACUCCUACCCACCCUCCUCCUCCUCCUCCCUUCGUCAACCCUGUUAGAAUUUUUUUUAAAGGGUAUCAAAUUAUUUUCUACUUUUCUACGUAUGUGAGAGAUGGGCGUGUGUCUGCCCCCCUCCCUGCCCCCACCCCCCAUGACGCCCCUCACGCCCGCACCCCGCCCCCGCAGCCUCGUCAGGGCAUUAGGAGGGCGUGCUGAGGGACAUGGCCGCGGGGAAGUCAAGUGUUGUGUACCAAAAGUAAUAUUAUUUAGUUAAGUCGCCAUUAUUUUUUUUUUUUCAUCUCAUCUCAUUAUCUCAUCUCUUUUCGCAUGUAUUUUCUCCUAUCUCAUGUCUCUUUUCUCCCUCUCUUUCUCUCUUCUUCUUCUUCUUCCUCUUCUGCCUCUGUUUUAUUUGCCUAUCUCUCUGUCCUCUUUUUUGUUUUCUUCAUCUUCUCCUCACCUCCGAUCUCUCUCUCUCUCUCUCUCUCUCUCUCUCUCUCUCUCUCUCUCUCUCUCUCUCUCUCUCUCUCUCUCUCUCCUUAUUCUCUGUCACACGUUCUUUCCUCCUCCUCCUCCUCCUCCUCCUCCUCCUCCUCCUCCUCCUCUUCAUCUCACCUCUCCCCCAUAUCACGGUUCCCACACUAAUAAUUUAAGUCUGACAGGUAAAUGUUACUUAAUGUAUCUUUGUUUUUUGUUUUUUCACCUUUUUUAUACCAAGAGUCAAAGUGAUGAUGAUGAUGAUGAUGAUGGUGAUGAUGAUGAUGGUGGUGAUGGUGAUAGUGGUGAUGAUUUUCUGUGACGAAAUGAAUUGAUGAAAAAAAAUAAGUAAAAUUUGUUAUUUAUUUAUUUAUUUAUUUAUUUAUUUGUUUAUUUGUUUAUUUAUUUAUUCUUUGUAUUCAUCUCCAGUGACUUAUUAUAUAAUGUACUUUUUUCCUUAAUAUUCUGACUUGAAAAAAAUGUGCAGUUGUAAUUCCAGGUAACUAAAUAAUUUGCCAGAUAUGUAAUUUAAUUUUAUCAUUUAAUGUGACUUUUCUCUAUGAGUGACAAUUGUAAAGAGUGUUUGUUUGUGAUGGUGAUGGUGGUGGUGGUGGUGGUGAUGAAUAAUGAAUAAUGAAUUAAAUGAAUUGUAUCAUGACACAGGUAAAAACACACACACACACACACACACACACACACACACACACACACACACACACACACACACACACACACACACACACAAUGUACGUUUUUCUGUGCAUACACGUGGAACAAAAUCGACACACACACACACACACACACACACACACACACACACACACACACACACACACACACACACACACACACACACACACAGUCACUGGAGCACCUGCCUGUCCAUCUGUCUGUCUGUCUGUCUGUCUGUCACAUCAUCCUUGUACACCCUCAUCCCUGUGACUCUUGCAAGUGUACAUGAUGUUAUUAUUAUUAUUAUUAUUAUUAUUAUUAUUAUUAUUAUUAUUAUUUAACUUUGUAUAUAUCCUGUAAAUCUUGUGUAAAUAUGAAAGUGUCCAAAGGGAAAUAAAAAGCAAUAUUUUUUCAAC
Molecule: messenger RNA, 5589 nt
Organism: Scylla paramamosain (green mud crab)
Lineage: Eukaryota; Metazoa; Arthropoda; Malacostraca; Decapoda; Portunidae
Gene: Delta
Product: delta-like protein 1
Biological process (GO): multicellular organism development; cell communication; Notch signaling pathway
Cellular component (GO): membrane
Molecular function (GO): calcium ion binding
Source: RefSeq, a predicted model, not a curated record